This is a messenger RNA of Solenopsis invicta (red fire ant), 1787 nucleotides long. RefSeq names its product protein ALP1-like. The transcript is spliced from 3 exons. NCBI's taxonomy places the organism in Eukaryota, Metazoa, Arthropoda, Insecta, Hymenoptera, Formicidae. The coding region runs from base 403 to 1707 and encodes 434 amino acids. The record is from RefSeq and is a predicted model, not a curated record.
CCGACCGUCACAACAUACGACGAAACAAGCGAACGCGUACACAGCCGCUAUGCGGUCCCGCCGUGUGUAUAAAGGUAUGUGUUCAUGGUGUCGCUUGUUGCUCAUAUUCAGCGACAGACAAGUCUCGUGAUAUUAUAUGUCGCUGAUUUCAACCGUCGCUUGUGUGAACGGAAAGCAGCGACAGAAAGAAAAGAAACAUAACCUAGGUGUUGUGUAAAAUAAAUUCCAAUUGUUAAAUAACCUCAAAGCUCCUCGGGCAGGUUGACGACGCGUGUCCCUUCUUUUUCUUCUUGGGGGAUCCUGGAUAUCAGACUAUGAAGGAGUCUCAAUGCCAAUAUUUUACUACGCGUGUUCCAAGUAAGACACACAAAAAAGUAAAUUUCAACAUUGUAUGUGUCCAACAUGUCAUAUCAAGAAAGAUAUCACGAGUGGGCCUGUCAAGUUGCUACAAUUAUUUAUAAUAAAAAUGAAGAGCAACGUCGGCGAAAUAAACUAAUAGUUGCUGUAUACAUUGCAAAGUUAAAAAAAAAAUAUAAAAAAAAGAGAUUUUGGAUUGAUCCAUUAUUUAAAAGACGACGUGAACAUGGUUUUUACUACGCAUCUGUUCCAAGAUUAACUCCAGAAAAUUUUCGAAACUAUUAUCGCAUGACAGUUAUGCAAUUUGAAGAAUUGUUACACUUAGUGGCACCUGCAAUCACUAAACAAACGGUAAUUAGAGAACCGUUACCUCCUGCAGAGCGACUAUCUAUAACAUUGAGAUAUUUAGCAACUGGUGAUUCGAUGCAUUCAAUGUCAUAUCACUUUCUCGCUGGAGCUUCAACAAUAAGCCACGUUAUAGGUGAAACAUGCGAUGCUAUAUGGAACUGCAUUCGUCAGAAAGUGAUCCCACCAUCAAAAACAACAGAGGAAUGGCUACACCUUGCUAAAGAAUUUGAAGAGAAAUGGGAUUUCAAUCAUUGCAUAGGCGCAAUUGACGGCAAACAUGUUAUUAUUGAAUGUCCACCUAAAGCAGGCUCAUCUUAUUAUAAUUAUAAGAAGACUCACAGUAUUGUGCUCCUCGGAAUUUGUGACGCACAAUAUAUGUUCACGUUCGUUGAUAUAGGAGCCUACGGUCGUCGCAGUGACGGUGGUAUUUUUAGAGAUUCAACGAUGGGUCUAAAAUUUGCAUCAAAGGAAAUGAACGUACCUGCACCAGAACCUCUCAGCCCAGGUGGACCUCCUUUACCAUAUGUUCUAGUGGGCGAUGAAGCCUUUCAAUUGUCAGAUUAUUUACUCCGGCCUUAUCCAGGAAAAGGCGGUUUAAACGACGAGCGAAAUAUUUAUAACUAUCGAUUGAGUCGAGCUAGGAGAACAAUCGAAAAUACAUUUGGUAUUUUAGUCAGUCAAUGGAGAAUUUUGAAGAGACCAAUCAAUUGUAAUAUGGAAAAGACAAUUUCAAUUGUUAAAGCUAUUAUAUGCCUCCAUAAUUGGAUUCGUCAGAUGGAUAUUGAAGAAAAUCAAUAUGUUACUCCAACACUAAUUGAUCGAGAAAGUGAUGACGGCUUUAUUCCAGGUUCUUGGAGAAAUUGCACGAAUAAUAGUGCAUUAGAAAACAUAACUCAGUGCGGUUCUAAUAAUAGUUCUCGUCAAGCGAUGCAAAUUCGAGAAGAAUUCUGUAAAUAUUUUAAUAGUGAAGGUGCCAUACCAAGUCAAUUCUAUCAUUGUUAGUUCUUAUACUCAUUCAUUAAUUGUAUAUAUGCAAUUUAACUUGUCUGAAAAUGUAUAAUAAAUUAUAAAAUAUCAGUGGA